AUGGAGCCCACGACAUUCACCAAGAGAGCAUCGUCCGUUGAUGAAAUAAAUAAAUCUGUGUUUGUUGACAGACGACAAUUACUCGUAUGGCGUAUAUUUCAUGGAACACACUUUUUGCUAGGUGGUCUUUGUUUCAUUGCUGGAUCGUGCAUGUAUUUUACAACUGUCUAUGAACCGCGUCCAGGAGCAUUGGUAGCAGGUGGUUGGCUCUUUACUAUAGGCUCGCUAUUUUUUUUACUGGCUGAUCUGCAGGAAUGGUCUCACUAUUUGAAAGGCUACUGGUUUUGUUGUUUACAUCGUAAAGAAUACGAAGACUCAAACGCCGGCAUGUUUCGACAUUCACGAUCUUCGCUUCUUGGCCUAUGGGAACGAUCUGAAGUUGGAAUUAAUGUUUUUGUAUCAGUGUGUGGAUCAAUUUUCUACCUAAUUGGAUCAAUUUUUUUCAUACCAGCAUUGAGCGACUAUUUGAUCACUGGCGAUUGGUUAUUCAUUGUUGGUUCAAUUCUCAUUUUUUUAUCACAAGGUUGGAAAGUAUACAGAAUGAGUCGUACAAAUCCUGAUGAUCAAACUGAUCACAGUUUUCGCUUCGUUAAUCUUUCCAGAGAUAUACCAGCUUUUUUUGCUGAUGCUUUUACAGGCUUUGGUGGUUUCUUCUACUGUGUUGGUACGAUACUAUUUCUACCGCGUUUUAAUGGGAAUGACUCUGAUGAGAACAGAGCAUCGAUACUUUUUGUUCUUGGUGGUUGUUCUUUUACUAUUGGAGGUUUCUUUCUUCAAUAUAUCUAUUAUUGUAGUCGUCACAAGUGA
Molecule: messenger RNA, 807 nt
Organism: Rotaria sp. Silwood2
Lineage: Eukaryota; Metazoa; Rotifera; Eurotatoria; Philodinida; Philodinidae
Source: the annotation of a GenBank genome assembly